CUUAAUUUUAUCCGAGAAACCUUUUUUUCCAUUAAAAUAUGGAAUCUUUUGACCGGAUCCGGCAAUUAUCCCUAUCGAGAAAAAGAGCCAAUCAGAUGACCUGUUACAUAUAGCGAGAAUGUGUAUGCAACUGUAGUUUAGUUGCUACCAUAGUCCAGAUUUGUAAUGGGUCGUACAAAGGGUUCAGGUGGUGGAGGAAGCAAGACCAUGCCACCAGAAGGUCAGAGUCCUGCCUCCUCUGAAGUGAGCACAUCAAGCUCAGUUGCCUCGGCAGAACUAAGGAUCAAAGAUAACUUAAAAGAGUUAUUCAACUUGAUUCAUCAAGUUCAGGAGGAGAGAACAAGAGGGGAGAACAAUUUGACAAAUAUUGCUAAAACUCACGAAAGAAUGCAGCAAGAACAAAAAAUUACACCUUACUACAAGAACAAACUACGAGGAUUGUAUAAUAAUGCUAUGCAAGAUGCUGAAGGGGAAGCAGAAUUACUACGUAAAGCUUUAGACAAAAUCACAGAAAUCAAAGCUAUAAGAGAAAAUAGGAGAUUUGAUUCAGAUCGUCCAAAGCCCAUUAUGAGACGUGGUGUUUUGAUGAGUAUGCUACAACAAAAUGCUGUUACACUGCCAUUAUGGGUUAGCAAACCUGGAGAAAAACCUCCGCCUCUAUGUGGUGCAGUAUCGGCAGAUAACAACUAUGUGGCAAAGCCAGGAGAUAAGGUAGCGGCCAGGGUUCGAUCUUCUGAUGGAGAAGAAAAUUGGAUUCUUGCAGAGGUUGUAACCUUUAACACAAGCACAAACAAAUAUGAAGUGGAUGAUAUAGAUGCAGAGGAGGGAAAAGAACGGCAUACACUAAGUAAAAGAAAGAUAGUCCCCCUUCCUAUAUGGAAGGCCUCACCAGAGACAGAUCCCGAGGCAUUGUUUCCUAAACAUACAUUGGUGCUAGCUUUAUAUCCACAAACUACAUGUUUCUACAGAGCUCUUAUACAUGAACCACCAAAAAAGCCACAAGACGAUUAUUCAGUAUUGUUUGAGGACACUUCCUAUCCAAAUGGUUAUUCUCCACCUUUGAUGGUGGCUCAAAGAUACGUUAUAAUAUGUAAAGAGGACAAGAAGAAAUAGCAGUUUCCUCCACAUUUAUGGACAUUAUUUAAUUUAAAUGACCUUUUAUCAUAUUUUACUCUUAGGUCCUGACAAUGAUAGCAAUGUCAUAAAAUCUGACAUAAAAAGGACACCAAAGUUUCUGUGUUUUGACAUCCUUUUAUGCAUUGUGGGAAACUGUGGUAUUUUGCAUUGUGGGAAACUGUGGUUUUGUGAUUAUAAAAACAUAACAAUGAAAUGGUUGUGAUAAUGUCUUUUUCAAAUUUAGUGUUCAGUGAUCCAAAGAAAACGUAUGAUAUUGUAGAUUGGGUAAUUUGCUUCUUCCUUAUAUUUCAUGAUUUUAUAGGCAACAGACGUCAUGUAUGGUGCUUAAUACUAAAGAGUAUCUAAAUUUGCAUAUCACUCUUGCAAAUAUUAGUAAAAACAAAACAAUAUGUGAAUCUUAGAACAUGCAUUAGCAAAAAAAAAAUGCGAAUUUGAGAAUAUUAACGUUAACAAAAACCACUGUGAAUUUGAUCCAAUCUACAGUAUGAAAGGUUUAUGGUCAUCAAUAUUUGAGCCGUGCCAUGGGAAAACCAACAUAGUGGCUUUGCGACCAGCAUGGAUCCAGACCAGCCUGCGCAUCCGCGCAGUCUGGUCAGGAUCCAUGCUGUUCGCUUUCAAAGCCUAUUGCAAUUAGAGAACCUGUUAGCGAACAGCAUGGAUCCUGACCAGACUGCGCGGAUGCGCAGGCUGGUCUGGAUCCAUGCUGGUCGCAAACCCACUAUGUUGGUUUUCUCAUGGCACGGCUCAUUUUAUGUCUGAAAUGCAAACUUAGACUUUAAAGUGCUAAAAUUUCAAUUUGCUUUUUUUCUUAUAUAAAAUGAUGACAAAACUUGGCAUGAAGAAAGUUACAAGAAGGCAUGCAAAUUUUCAGACUUAAUAUGUUGAUAAAUCUGGAUGCAACCAAUAGAGAUUUUACACUGUCAGAAGGGAGUUGGAGAAGAAUUGUGCAAUACAUGAACUUUGUUAAAUAUUUAGGGCAGUUUUCUUUUUAUAACUGUAACAUGUCUACCUGUUUUGUUCAUUGUUUCUUGUCAUGUUUUGUUAUGUAUUAUGUUUUGGAUUUGUUUAACUGUGUUCAUUUAUAUUGCUAUGAAAUGAAUGCUCAGAAUUGACACUGUUUAUUUCGUAAACUUUCAUUUUUAAAAUAGUAGAAAAUGUAAAAUGAUAAAGAAGUUACAGUCAUUGUAUUUGUAACAUAAAGGAUUUUAUUCUUUCUUUUAAGGUGAUUCUGCAUGUUCAGAUCAAUUUAUUUUCUACAAUGUAGAACUUGAUUGACCCUGAUUUCUUCAGAACUUCGGAAUAUAUUUGUUUUUGCUAAACUGAUUUCAAAAUUUUUAAUCUCACACAAGUUUUUGUGAUGAGCAUCUAAAGAAAAGUCAAUUUUUGAAACAUUUUCAUGAUUUUUAGCUCAUCUGAUUUUUUGAAAAAAAAUGAUGAGUUAUUGUCAUCACUUGAGCGGUUGUCGGCGUCGGCAUUGCCUGGUUAAGUUUUAUGUUUAGGUCAGAUUUUCUCCUAAACUAUCAAAGCUAUUGCAUUGAAACUUGGAAUACUUGUUCACCAUCAUCAGCUUACCCUGUAUAACAAGAAACAUAACUCCAUCUUGCUUUUUGCAAGAUUUAUGGCCCCUUUUGUACUUAGAAAAUAUCAGAUUUCUUGGUUAAGUUUUAUGUUUAGGUCAACUUUUCUCCUAAACUAUCAAAGCUAUUGCUUUGAAACUUGGAAUACUUGUUCACCAUCAUAAGCAGACCCUGUACAUCAAGAAACAUAACUCCAUCUUGCUUUUUGCAAGAAUUAUUGCCCCUUUUGGACUUAGAAAACCAGUUUUCUUUGUUAAGUUUUAUGUUUAGGUCAGCUUUUAUCCUAAACUAUCAAAGCUAUUGCUUUAAAACUUGCAACACUUGUUCACCAUCAUAAGCUGACCCUGUACAGCAAGAAACAUAACUCCAUCCUGCUUUUUGCAAGAUUUAUGGCCCCUUUUGGACUUAGGAAAUAUCAGAUUUCUUGGUUAAGUUUUAUGUUUAGGUCAACUUUUUCUCUUAAACUAUCAAAGCUAUUGCUUUGAAACUUGCACCACUUGUUCACCAUCAUAAGCUGACCCUGUACAGCAAGCAACAUAACUCCAUCCUGCUUUUUGCAAUAAUUAUUGCCCCUUUUGGACUUAGAAAAUCAUUUUCUUAGUUGAGUAUUAUGUUUAAGUCAACUUUUCUAAUAAACUAUCAAAGCUGUUGCUUUAAAGCUUGCAACAGUUUUUCACCAUGAUAAGUGGACAUUGUACAUCAAGAAACAUAACUCUAUCCUGCUUUUUGCAAGAAUGAUGGCCCUUUUUAGACUUAGAAAAUCAUGGGUAGGACAAUAUUUCUAUUAUACAAAAAAAAUCAGAUGAGCGUCAGCACCCGCAAGGCGGUGCUCUUGUUUUUCUACAUUGUAAAUUUUAAUGGAACUGGUCACAGUUGUAAAUACACAUUUGGGCUAAGAAAUAAAAUAAUUAGAUCCUUGGGCUUUUUUUAUUGUUGUAUAUUACACACUGAUUUUAAGACCUGUCAUACUGGACAAUUCCAUGGUUUUGCUUUCUCUGUUAAAUAAGUAGAUUUGGAUGCUUAAAUAGAUCUAGUUCAUUUAGUAGACCUUUUUUAGUGUGUUGGUGCGCCGUAAAACCCAAAUAAAUAAAUAAAUUUUAGUAUCCAGCACAGAAUUUAUAUUAGAUAAGGACUAAGCUGAAAUUUAUUUCACUAAAGAAUUAUAUAUAGAAUUAAAAGAAACUAUAUUGUGAAGUCAUUCUGUUAUAAAAGUUCCUGGUUUUAGUUACAGCAGUUUUUUUCCACAAGGACAUGAACUUGUAGAAUGUAAAUUUUAAUGUUUAAAUUGAAGGAAUUCCUUUUUAUACAGGAUUUGAUUUCAUCUAAUGAUGCAGCCAUGAAAAAUUAAUCCCCUAGGAAUAUAUAGGCUUUCACCUCAGUCUAUACCAUCAGUACGCCUCCAACUUCAUUAUGCGGUAUGGUCUAAACCAUUCUUUCAAUGUUUACUAAUCAGUCAGGCUGCCGAAAAUGUGCUCCAAAAUACUUUUAGAAAUUAGAUAUCUCUCAAAGAGUAGUCGCCUCAUUCACAAGACAACCUAUUCAGCAGGGGACAUAAAUUUACUGAAUUUGCUUUUGUUACAGCCUUUCCUGUUCAUGAAAAUUGAAAAUUUUUCGUUGAAGUGGGAUAUCUGUACAUGUGCAAAGGCAUCUUAACCUUUAGCCUGCUGGCGGCAACUGGUUUUACCUUUGCGACCAGUGCAGACCAAGAUCAGCCUGCACGUCCAUGCAGGUUGGUCGUGCAGGCUGAUCGUGGUCUGCACUGUUCGCUAUUCAGUCAGAAAAGUUUCAGUGAAGAUCCCUUUAAAUGAUAAAUGGUACUGCCCAAAUUGAAUGACGGACCAGUCCAUUUUAGAAAUUUAACAGAGUAAAGGUUAAUAUGAUAACAUCAUUAUCUUUGCCUUGUUUUUCAAUGAAAGUAUAUUUUGCAAGAUGGCGUCUUGUAAUAUAGUUCUGACACAUUUUAUCAGUCGAUUUGUUGGGAAAUUUAUACACCAUGCCAUACAUAAAAUAGAAAACAAUAAACUGUUUUAAACAAUU
Molecule: messenger RNA, 4751 nt
Organism: Mercenaria mercenaria
Lineage: Eukaryota; Metazoa; Mollusca; Bivalvia; Venerida; Veneridae
Product: SAGA-associated factor 29-like
Exons: 10
Coding region: 166-1113 (315 amino acids)
Cellular component (GO): SAGA complex
Source: RefSeq, a predicted model, not a curated record